AUGCCAAUUUCACCACCCAGAGACAAGGACCGCUUCUGCUAUGUCAAGCCAAGCUGUACGGAGGGAAUAGACGACGCACCAAAGAUUCUGAGGGCCUUCGAGGACUGCAAUGACGGCGGUACGGUGGUUUUUGACAAGACCUACCUGAUCAGUUCCCCCUUGGACCUCACCUUCCUGAAGCACAUUGACGUGGUCAUCACCGGUGAGAUUCACUUCAAAGACGAUCCCUACUACUGGGCCGAAAAUAGUUUCAAGUUUGCUUUCCAGAACCAGUCAGUCUUUUGGAAGCUUGGUGGCGAGGAUGUCAAUAUCUAUGGUGACCUUGGGAACGAUAAGUCCGUCAUUGAUGGCCGCGGUCAGGCGUAUUGGGAGGCGAUCAGGACCAACAGCAGCCUGUUGAGACCAAUGUUGUUUUCUUUCGACGGAGUAAAGGGAGCGACAAUGUCCCACCUUCGCAUGCGCAAUCCUCCCAACUGGUUCAACUUGAUUGCGAACAGCACCGAUGUCAUCAUUAGCGAUAUGGAUCUCAAAGCCGAGAGUCAGAAUGGUGUCAAGAUUGCCAAUUCCGAUGGAUGGGAUACUUACCGAUCCGAUCGCAUUGUGAUACAGAACUCAGUCAUCAUCAACACAGACGACUGCGUCUCUUUCAAGCCCAACAGCACCAAUAUCGUCGUUCAGAAUUUGGACUGCACUGGCUCUCACGGCAUGAGCGUUGGCUCCCUGGGCCAGUACAAAGGCGAGACCGACAUCGUGGAAAACCUCUACAUUUUUAACACAACCAUGGCUAAAGCUAGCGAUGCAGCCCGCAUCAAAGUCUGGCCUGGAAUCGAGACUGCUUUCCAGACGCUCCUGAACGGUGGAGGUGGUCUCGGACGUGUCAGGAACGUGACGUAUGACCUUUUCAAGAAUAUCAACAAUGAUCGAGCCAUCACAAUCACGCAAUGCUACGGUCAGAAGAACCAGACGCUCUGCGAAGAGUUCCCGGCCAAUCUUACAAUCUCCGACAUCACUCUCAAGAACAUUUACGGUACGACAUCAGCUAAGCUUGAUCCGCAAGCCGGCAGUCUUGUUUGCAGUUCCCCAGACCGGUGCAGCAACAUCCGCGCUGAGAACGUGACCGUCACAGUGCCGAGUGGUAAACCACCUGUAUACGAAUGCAAGAACCUGGACAACAAAUUGCUCCAGAUCAACUGCACUUCAGGCGCAGAUGGAGACCGGGAUACGACAAACGGUUAG
Messenger RNA from Colletotrichum orchidophilum, 1236 nucleotides. RefSeq names its product exopolygalacturonase. Gene Ontology annotation, biological process: carbohydrate metabolic process. The transcript has 7 exons. NCBI's taxonomy places the organism in Eukaryota, Fungi, Ascomycota, Sordariomycetes, Glomerellales, Glomerellaceae. Gene Ontology annotation, molecular function: polygalacturonase activity. The record is from RefSeq and is a predicted model, not a curated record. Bases 1 to 1236 code for a protein of 411 amino acids.